CGGAAGUGCGUUGUGUAUGGGGCAGUGCUCUGUUGUUGCCGCCACUUUCAGUUGCCCGUGGAAUGUUCGCCAUGAAGAACGCUUCUGUUGCUACUGCUGCUGCUGCUGCUGGCCAGCUCGUGCUGCUGAUUCUGAUUGCUGGGAUUGGGUGCGCCCAGGGUCAUUUGCUGUCCCAGCCGGCGAUGGAAUUACGCAUUCAGGCCCAGGAACAGCUCAUCUCGCAGCACAACGACAGCGCCUAUGUGCAGCGUCUGAUGCGGCUGUCCAAGUCGGCCGAGAUGCGAAACUAUAUGCAGCCGGAACUGGAGCCCUGCGACAAUUUUUACGCCUACAGUUGCGGCAAUUGGCCCAAAAUCAAUCCAGCCAAUACCGCAAACCCACGCGAGACCAACUACGAGCAGGUGCUGGUCAAAGGCUACCACCACAAGCAGCAGCGCCUGCUGCAGCGGCCGGCUGACGCUGCCGUCGAUGCUGAUGAGGUGCUCAAAUUAAAAGAGUUCUUCGCCAACUGCCUGCACUUCCGCCAGACGCCGCUCCCCGUGUACCGCCAACAGUUGCUGGAGAUUGUGGCCGAGUUUGGACACAUGCCCGUCCUGGCUCUGCCGGGUCAGCAGUGGCCCGCCGACGAGUUCGAUUGGGUGGCCACCGUGGCACGCAUCAAGCGAAAGUAUGGCCUGGACAUCAUACUGCGCCUCCAGGUGUCUCCUGCGGGCAUCUAUGUGGGACAACCGCAGCAGAUUCUGCCACAGCCCAAUCGGCAGGGACGAGCUGCCACCAUAGCGGAUCAGCUGGAGCGGUAUUUGGGUGUGGAAACGCAAUUGGCACAGACCACUUCGUUGCAAAUCACGCGAAUGGAGGAUUUGGUGGCCCAAUAUAUGAGGGAUCUUCCUGUGGGCGUGCUCGCACGUCCACGCACACCCGAGGAGCUGGAUGCCCUCUACUCUCCAGUGCUCAACCUCACCCAGUACAUUGAACUUGUCCUCGAGCGGCCAUUGAACGCGAACGAUACCCUGUACGAGCAUGUGCCCAGCUAUCAGGCGCAUCUGCUGGACUUCCUGACAAACAUUUCACCGCAGAUGCAUGCCAACUAUAUCUACCACGAGCUGCUGCAGCACUUUUACUUCGAGUGGAGUGGCUCCGUGGUGGAGCAUUGCACGUCCAAGGCGAGGAGUCUGUUCCCCGAGCUGCUCGACAACAUGGUCUUGGGCGAGUACGGAGAUGCAGCCACGCUGAGCGACAUUGAAGCCGUGUGGCAGGAGAUCAAGCGCAGCUUCCGCGACCUGCUGGAGAACGACACCGCCGAUUGGUUGGCUUUGCCGACGCGCACCAAGCUGCUGGACCAGAUCAAUGCCACUCACCUGCUGGUCAACGGACAUGCGGAUGUCAAUUUCACGCAGACCUAUGAACGAUUGGAACUAAAGACUCGGGACUAUCUACAGAACUUGCGGGCCGUGCUCAGUCACGACAGCCUGAAGACCAAAUUGCCUGCGGCUCCACUGACAACGGCCAGCUAUGAUCCCGUGGAGAAUCGUGUCCUGUUACCGGUGGCCCUGCUGCAGCCGAACUAUCUGUGGUCCCGCUACUACCCUCGCGCCCUGCGUUACGGCAGUUUGGGCACUCUCCUCGCCCACGAGUUGGCCCACAGCAUCGAGGAUGUCUCGCACUGGGAUGCCCCGUCGUUGAGAGAUUACUACAAGCGAUGGGCCUGCUUCAAGGAACAGUACGGACGUCUGCGACUCAAUGGAGAGUAUUUGCCGAAGAACGAUCUGCAGGCGGAGAACAUAGCCGACAAUCUGGCUGUGCAGGUGUCCUACCACGCCUACUCAAAGUACUUGAAGGAGCUGGCCCCAUCCGCCCUGGCCUCGGAGCAGCUGCCACAGCUGACCCAGAACCCGCGGCAGCUGUUCUUCAUCAGCUAUGCCCAGUUCUGGUGCACCGAUUCAAAUGAGAGGUUCCGCGACAGGGUAUCCCUUCUCGUUUCGCAUACACCCAAUGCCCUGAGGGUGCUGGGUUCACUCUCCAACCUGGGAGCCUUCCAGCGGGACUUUGCCUGCAGCAGUGGCAGUCCGAUGACCUCCGCCCAGAAGUGUCAGCUGUACGGCAUCUCCCUGGAUUAGCUCGGAGCGGUGCCGAUCCCGAUCCGAUCGAAUGCAACAUAUUCUUGGAUGAAAUAUAUUUUUAUGUACAGUAGCAGACAAAGAAAUCCGGACACUCCUGUUAGCUAACUUUAAACCGAUGGCGGGAAACUAAAAAACGUCUAACUGAGUCGGGAAAUAUUUUUAUGGCAUAUAUACAUUCAUUAGCUGUUAAUUGAUGACUUGUUUUCAUUUUACAAAGAAAACAGUUUUAACAAAAAAUUAAAAACUUUUGACUUUCUAUGUAUUCGUAUGAUUUAAACGACCACCCGCCGCAGGGAGUGAGAGGAAGACCACCCAAAAGGACCUUCAAUGUAGGAUCGUAUUUGUAAACGCUUGAGCGUCAAAGAUCGCUUCAAAUUGGCAAAAAAUAUUAGAAGGGAGUUUAUCUAGUCGGUAGGUAUCCAUAUGUCUUCAGAAGACAGGAGUUAAAGGUAGUGAGACAGUAAAAUUACCACCUAAGGUACUUCAAAAAAUCCAGACAAAGCUCCAAUUGGCCAAAAUCAACAAAACUUGGGCUUUAAAUGAUUGGAGAAAAGUAAUGUUUGUAAUAAUGGCAAGAA
Messenger RNA from Drosophila obscura, 2698 nucleotides. Its product is annotated as neprilysin-11. Gene Ontology annotation, cellular component: plasma membrane. The transcript has a single exon. Gene Ontology annotation, biological process: protein processing. The record is from RefSeq and is a predicted model, not a curated record. Bases 63 to 2117 code for a protein of 684 amino acids. Lineage: Eukaryota; Metazoa; Arthropoda; Insecta; Diptera; Drosophilidae. Gene Ontology annotation, molecular function: metalloendopeptidase activity.